Molecule: messenger RNA, 1474 nt
Organism: Mercenaria mercenaria
Lineage: Eukaryota; Metazoa; Mollusca; Bivalvia; Venerida; Veneridae
Exons: 5
Coding region: 266-1474 (402 amino acids)
Source: RefSeq, a predicted model, not a curated record
UGCGAUUUCUCAUGAACGCUAGUAUCAGUGUGUUUCAGUUUAAACGGCUGCAGGAUGGAUUGGCUGUGUUUUCGUAAGUUUUCAGUACAAUAUCCCGGGAAGUACUGAAUAACAAGUGAAAUCUACAGAAAAGUUUGAUUCAGAGGAAGAACUAAACAAAAGGGGCGUCAAGAAAAAAGUAUUGUUAACAGUAAAGAUAUGACUGAAACUGUUGGGUAAAUGACAACCCGUUAAAACUAGACGAACUUCUACAAUUCUCUACACUAUGGCGACAGCAAGUACAACUCAGUUAUGUGAUUCAAAAUUUCAUUACUGGAUUAAAACUGGGAUGGCAAUAGUAUACACUAAAGAAGGAUUACAAGAUAUUGUUACUAAUGAAAUGUCACAGUUUCAACAAAAAGUGUACAACGACGUUUUCAAAAACAAAGGAAUAGCACAUAACACGUCGUGUAAUUCUUGCAAUACUGGAAGUAUAAUGAAAUGCACGCCCAAAAACAAUAUAUGCGUUUGGCAGAAACGAAAGUGCAAUGUCACCCAUAGACCAUGUCCAUUAGGUAUAUGCGAAGGCGUCAGAGAUGAAAUCUUCAAUGCCCACAGGUUUUUGGGUCCCUCUUGGAAGAAUACGGACGCCAAACAGUGGGCAAACUCAUCCUGGGAGAUUGCCAAAUGCUUCAUGCCACCUGAAGGUUAUAGCUCUGUGCCCACUGCAGCUGAAACAGAUUUCAAUGGCAUCAUUAGUGUAUUUCUAAAUUACGAACAUUUUCAGAACAAAGUCAACGAAAACCUUUAUAAUCCUGCCAACAUUUUCUGCAAGGCACGAGACGUUGGCAAGAAUUACAGACACUGUCCUGGUUUUGAAAUAUCAAAGAAAAAGUUCGAGGAUAGUAUCACUAUAUUGACUGCUGUACUCAGUGAUCCUAAGCAUAUUGCUGGUGAUAGGAAUGCACAAAUUGCUUUGCAGAGACUAACACAGCUUGGUUCCGGAAAAUGGACAAUAACAGACAAAGAUAUAUCCAAGCAUUUGCAAGAUGCUAUCAACGAGGCUAAAGGGGAUAUAGACAAAACAAAAUCUGAGCUGCUGAAAGAGGCUCAACAUUUUAUCAGUACUAGCAAGAAGGAAAAUGUGGCUAACACUUUAAGCAGUAUCCAAAAUAUUUUCUCAAGAUACAAGGAGAAGAUAAAGAAAACAGUUCAACAUGGAAUAAAGCGGAUACGACGGGAAUCAGACACUGCCAGCAAAAAACUAAAAGCAGAAAUGUCAGAGGACUAUGAUUUUCAAACAAAAGAGCUUCGACGGCGGCUAGUUCAGACGUAUAAAAGAAACUGUGCCACUCUUCCUAUUUCUCCGCUACUUGAAGAGGAAGAACUUCCUUUAUUGACGUUCUAUGUGAAGCCUUACAUGCGACGACUAGAACAUCAUAAGAUACAGAAAGACGAAAUUUCCAUUGAUUUGUAUAGGCACAUUUUUUUAUAA